AGGCAGAUUGCAAUGAACAAUUUGCCAACAUGUAUGAGUAUUACACACUGCGUUCCGAGCCAUGGCUAUUCUAUACCAGUUAUGAAAAAAUGAAAUUAAAUCUACGUCAAGUCAUUUUGGAUAUUUGCGAAUUUCUGGGUAAAACUAUCGACGACACCAACAUGGAACGAAUGUUAAAACAUUUAUCCUUCGAAGAAAUGAAAAAGAAUCCACGAACUAAUCACCUAUGGGAAUCGAAUCAAGUGCGACAAAUUACAAAAGCAAAAUUUGAUGAUUUUACAUUCUGUCGCAAGGGUGAAACAAAUUCAUACAAAAAAGAACUAUCACCGGAAAUGAUAGAAAAAUUGGAUGCCUUUGUAGAGGAAAAAAUUGCGAAGUAUGGCCUCACUUUGAAUGAUCUACUGCUGUUGAAUGAAAAUAAAUCCUGAUUUUAAUAUAA
Musca domestica (house fly) is the source of this 439-nucleotide messenger RNA. Its product is annotated as luciferin sulfotransferase. Lineage: Eukaryota; Metazoa; Arthropoda; Insecta; Diptera; Muscidae. The record is from RefSeq and is a predicted model, not a curated record. Gene Ontology annotation, molecular function: sulfotransferase activity. Gene Ontology annotation, biological process: sulfation. The coding region runs from base 30 to 428 and encodes 132 amino acids. The transcript has 2 exons. Gene Ontology annotation, cellular component: cytoplasm.